AUGGCGGAUUUUUUCAACCGCAAGUUCAGCAUCAACCGAAACACUGGUGUGCCCAAGCCGGGCCGCCGGUUUUCGUUCGGCGAGCCGGGCGUCCAUGAGGCCAGCAGCAAAAUCCAUCGCCAGUUCCGCGCCGCCCACGAGGGCCACUUGCCCCACACCGGCCUCGAUGCUUCUCGCGCUUCCACCGGUGUCGUCUGGUGCACCGAGCGUGCCGCCGAGUUUGGUUUCCUUGAUGAGCCCCAGAACUGGGCGAACCUGGGCCAGGGUGCCCCCGAAGUUGACGACGACAUUGAGGGUUGUUUCGAGCGUCCCACGACGAUAAACGUGGAAGUGGCCAGCCGCGAGUACGGCCCCACUGCCGGUAUCCGCCCGCUCCGCGAGGCCGUCGCACACUUGUACAACGAGCACCACCGCAAGGGCAAGGAGAGCCAGUACACCUGGGAGAACGUGGCCAUUGUGCCUGGUGGCCGUGCCGGCCUGAUCCGGAUCGCUGCCGUCCUGAACAACGCCUAUGUUGGUUUCUUCAUCCCGGAUUACACAGCGUACAACGAGAUGCUGUCGCUUUUCAAGAACUUCGCCGCUAUCCCCGUCCCGUUGAAAGAGGAGGACGGCUACCAUAUCCACCCCGACAAGAUCGCCGACGAGAUUGCCCGUGGUACUGGCGUCAUCCUUACCUCGAACCCCCGCAACCCCACGGGCCGCGUUGUCGCCAAUCCCGAGCUGGCCGAGAUCCAGGACCUCUGCCGCGACCACGCGACUCUGAUCAGCGACGAGUUCUACUCGGGCUACAACUACACCAGCGACUGCGAUGGCACGACCAUCAGCACAGCCGAGAAUAUCAUUGAUGUCGACGAGGACGAUGUCCUGAUCAUUGACGGCCUGACCAAGCGCUUCCGUCUUCCCGGCUGGCGUGUGGCGUGGAUCCUGGGCCCCAAGGAGUUCAUCAAGGCGAUCGGUUCGUGCGGUUCGUACCUGGACGGCGGUGCCAACGUGCCCUUCCAGGAGGCUGCGGUGCCCAUGCUUGAGCCCAGUCUGGUCCGUGCCGAGAUGAAGGCGCUGCAGCACCACUUCCGCGACAAGCGCGACUACGUCGUCAAGCGGCUGCGCACCAUGGGCUUUGUCAUCAAGUACGUGCCGGACUCGACGUUCUACCUGUGGCUCAACCUUGAGGGCCUCCCCGGCCCGAUCUCGGACGGCCUCAACUUCUUCCAGGCCUGCUUGGAGGAGAAGGUCAUUGUCGUCCCGGGUAUCUUCUUCGAUCUGAACCCGGCGCGCCGUCGUGACCUCUUUGACUCGCCGUGCCACCACUUUGUCCGCUUUUCGUACGGCCCCAAGAUGGAUACGCUUAAGCUGGGAUGUGACGGCAUCGAGCGUGUUGUCAACAAGUAA
This is a messenger RNA of Sporothrix brasiliensis 5110, 1389 nucleotides long. RefSeq lists its product as uncharacterized. The coding region runs from base 1 to 1389 and encodes 462 amino acids. The record is from RefSeq and is a predicted model, not a curated record. NCBI's taxonomy places the organism in Eukaryota, Fungi, Ascomycota, Sordariomycetes, Ophiostomatales, Ophiostomataceae. The transcript is spliced from 4 exons. Gene Ontology annotation, molecular function: pyridoxal phosphate binding. Gene Ontology annotation, biological process: biosynthetic process.